GCAACUGGGCGAUGCACCUCCUCCUCCUCUCAGCAGCAGCAGAGUCGCUCCCUGUCUGACAUCCUCACAUCUGGAUGACACUUAGUUCAUUUCUUCACAACAACUAUUAUCAGGACAACGUUUUCGGCUGCACAUCUGAAAACUGACCAUCGUUUUUUUUUUUGUUUGUUUUUUGUUUGCUCUUGAACGAACGAGCCCCCCUGUGGGAGGAUCUGCUUUUAUUUUGAGACAGCUGAUAAGUUGAACCGAAGAUGGUGAAGGAAACGCAGGACAAACUCGCUUGAUUUUUGGUCAUUUGUGUCCUCAGUUUGUGUCCACUGGAGGCUCCAUAAUAUCUGGAGAGCGACUAUACAGGGAGCAGAGGAGGCUGGUCAUCGAUUACAGGCUGCAGGAAGGAGCACACAGCAGCAGCCAUGCUGUCAUUGGACGAACCGUUGGACUUGAAGCUUCCCUCAGGACGGACCGACAGUCCGGUCCGACUAGGAAAGAGGGCUUGUCCCUCCUCUAUCUGCGCUCCUCUCAGCACCACACGACCACGCCUGCUGUACACAACCUUCCCGUCUCCACCCCCUUCCCCAGAGUCCCAGUCUUCCCCUCAAGAACGACCCGGGUCCUGCUUCAGUCCUCCAGCCAUGGACCUCAGCCUGUCCCCGUCUUCCCGUCAUGCCUCCUCCCUCUCCCCGUCUCCUUCCUCCCCUUCCUCCCCCUUCCCUUCCUCACCCCUGGAGUCCCCCCACAGCAGCAGCAGCCCUCAGCCACAUCUCUUCUCACGGGAGCCAGUUCGUCAUCGAGGUCUGGAGGGCGGAGCUUCACCACAGGGUUAUCCGUUUUACCUGCCAAUUGGAAGUCCACCGCGGGCGUACAGCUUCCCCUCCUCCGUGUUCAUUGGUCAGAACCGAGAGAAGCAAGUGUCACCAGAGCCCUCAUUGGACGGUCAGCUGGCCUGCCGUUGGAUGAAGUGCCACCUGUUGUUCGACUCGCUGCAGGACUUAGUGGAUCACAUCAACGACUUCCACGUCAAGCCUGAAAAGGAUUCUGGGUACUGCUGCCAGUGGGAGGGCUGUGCUCGAAACGGCAGGGGCUUCAACGCCAGGUAUAAGAUGCUGAUUCAUAUCCGCACACACACCAAUGAGAAGCCGCACCAUUGUCCCACCUGCAACAAGAGCUUCUCACGUCUGGAGAACCUGAAGAUUCACACCCGCUCACACACAGGAGAGAAACCCUACGUCUGUCCUUAUGAAGGCUGCAGCAAACGUUACUCCAACUCCAGCGACCGCUUCAAACACACCCGCACCCACUACGUUGACAAGCCUUACUACUGCAAGAUGGCAGGCUGCCUGAAGCGCUACACAGAUCCCAGCUCGCUACGCAAACACAUCAAGGCCCACGGGCACUUUGUCGCCCAGGAGCAAGGCACUGCGAGCAGGCUGGGCGCGGGGCUGGGCCUCCCCGGGCACCAGAGCGCCGUUGAACUGCCCGCUGUAGGCGGGGCCCACAUCAUCAUCCCCGGGGCUGCUGCAGCUCUUCUCGGGGGCCUGGGGGCCUCUUUGCCUCUCUCUGCUUUCUGCCACGCCAGAGCCCUGGGCCACCACGGGGCGCCGUUCUUCUCCUUGAGCGGAGGAAGCGGCAUGGGUCCACUCGGCCUCUCGGACUCUCCUCUGUUACACUUUGGACUCUCAGCUGCGUCGAUGUUGGGGCUGGGAGCUCUGGGAGGUCUGGGACGGAUGGUGGGGAAGCACACGGAGGGCGAAGAGGAAGAGGAGGAGGGAGAGGAGGUGGAGGUGCUGAAUCUGUCUGCAGGGGUGGGGCACAGACGGAGCGACGCUUUGUCCUGGGUGGUUGUUCCCCCGAGAGCACUCCUCCUCAAACCAGCUGUCGUCAGCUAGAAGGUGCACUCAGCCACGCAGAGAACCAGGAAGAGUGUGUUUGAGUUGCUGUUUGAAUGCAUGUAUGACUGAGUGUAUUGUUCACAGGUAUGUGUGUGUGUGUGGGAUAAAAGGUCGCUGUCACCUGCAGAGCCAGAAAAAUCACUUCAGUCAUUCCAGCCCAGAAACAGAAGACUGAGAAGUCUUUGUGUCGAGUGUACAAAGCCUAAACCUAAACUUAAAGUGUUGGGUUGCAAAAGUCUUACACUUUAAAGGGUCAGUUCACCCAAAUGAUAAAAAUAAAAUAACACAGCACCCCUAGUGGUAUCUGGCCACGCAGAUCCAUUUUCAUCUGCUGACAUUUUCAGAUAUUGUUCUUAGAUUUCUGGUGAAAACAGCAUUGAAAGAACAUAAAAAAAGUCCCUGUUAUUUUGGAUAACCCACGGCAUCACUGUGAACACUUCCUAUAUUUGAACUACAAUGAGACUUUCUAAUGUAAUUUCUAGCCACGCUGAGGAGCAAUAGACAACACAUUCUCACUCCCAACUCGUCAAUACCGCUGCUUGGUCAGUGUCCCUCGACAUCAGAUACCAACGCACGGGGUACCCCUAUUGCGUUACUUUUGGACGGACCAGGGACGGCCUGUCAAUAUACACUCGUUACAUGCAUAGUGUCCUUUCAAAAUAAACUUCAGUUUUCAAUGGAAGUUAGG
Molecule: messenger RNA, 2577 nt
Organism: Sebastes umbrosus (honeycomb rockfish)
Lineage: Eukaryota; Metazoa; Chordata; Actinopteri; Perciformes; Sebastidae
Product: zinc finger protein GLIS2-like
Exons: 7
Coding region: 414-1886 (490 amino acids)
Biological process (GO): regulation of transcription by RNA polymerase II; smoothened signaling pathway
Cellular component (GO): nucleus
Molecular function (GO): DNA-binding transcription factor activity, RNA polymerase II-specific; RNA polymerase II cis-regulatory region sequence-specific DNA binding
Source: RefSeq, a predicted model, not a curated record